This is a messenger RNA of Triticum dicoccoides, 717 nucleotides long. RefSeq lists its product as uncharacterized. The record is from RefSeq and is a predicted model, not a curated record. The coding region runs from base 171 to 449 and encodes 92 amino acids. Lineage: Eukaryota; Viridiplantae; Streptophyta; Magnoliopsida; Poales; Poaceae. The transcript has a single exon.
CCGGCGUCUCGCCGUUAUAUAAGCGCGUAGCCCACACCGCCAGACCUCACAAACACAUCAAACAAGCAACAUAUUCUCGAGAGAUUCUGAGUGGAUCAUUCUUAUCCACUCAGGGAAGAAACUGCUUGGUGAAUUCGCUGGUGCCGUGUGAUCAAAGCUCGGGAGUCGGAAUGGAGCUGGAGAUGGCGAGCCAGCACGGUGCCUUGCUGAAGGUGGGGCUGUUCGUGCUGGUGCAGGCGCUGGUGUACCUCAUCCUCGCCCAGUCCUCCUCCGUCUUCUCCACCACCAAGACCCUCUGCCCUCCCCCGGCGCGCUCCCACAGCGCCCGCCGCAUGGUCGCGCUGCUCUCCGACCUGCCGCUCGGCGGCGAGCCCUCGCCCCGCGCCGGCAUCGUGGAGCCGUCGUCGCCCGUGGCCCUGGCCGCCCACGCCCACCAGAAGGAGGAUUAGUUGACCGGACCACGAUGAUUCGCGGCGCGGACAAGGAUCGAGCUGGGGGAGGCAGCUAUAGAGCGAGCAUAUGUCUGCCGAGCUAGCACCUAGCAGUUGGUGCCUGCCGUAGGAGUUCGCUAGCUAUUCACGCCAUUCUUUGGUGGCCCUUUGAUUAGUUGGAUGGUUCUUUUGAGAUUUCAUAGUAUGUAAACUACGUGCCGUUUUGGGUUGUACAAAUGACCAUCUAAGAUUGUGUUUUGGUUACAGUGAGGUUGUGCUUGUGUUU